Microplitis mediator is the source of this 2338-nucleotide messenger RNA. RefSeq lists its product as uncharacterized. The record is from RefSeq and is a predicted model, not a curated record. The transcript has 3 exons. Bases 113 to 1843 code for a protein of 576 amino acids. Lineage: Eukaryota; Metazoa; Arthropoda; Insecta; Hymenoptera; Braconidae.
AACACUUAUUGAUUUAAUUAUUAAAAUUUCCAAUAAAAGCCCGAAGUUAAUGAUAUAUUAAUUAACAAAUUAAACCUUUGAAAUAACUCAGUGAAAGAGAGUGAUUUUGAAAAUGUGUCAGGUAAAUAAUAAAAUUUUUCUAGUUGUCAAUAUUAUUGUGAGAAUUACUGCAUUACCUUUAAAUACUGAUCGAGGGCAACUGAUUAAAUUAUCUGUUGGUGAUGUCGUUAACAUAAAAAAAUCAAAUUUAAUUACUACAGAAAUUUUUGACAAUAUAUUCAAUGGCUACGAUGGCUCAAAGUAUAUCGAGAAAAAAAAUUACAUUGAUGAUUAUGAUGAUAGUUUAUAUACAAUAUCGCGGCAAUCGUGCGUGCCUUUUGAGGCUUUGACGCCAUAUCCACCAGAACUCUUUUUUAAUGAAGAAAAUCGCAGUUACAAGUCAGAUGAGAUAAAUAAUAUAAAUAUUUUGCGAGGUAGAACUUUUGGGAUUCCAAUAUAUUACAUGAAGAUAAAAGAAAAUAAAUAUGGAAUGGUUAAGUUGUGCAAAAUAAUAGAAAGACAAAAAUUGAAUAUUGACUUGCUCGACAAAAAGGACUUCAAAAGUAUCAAAAAAAAUACAAAUUAUAACAUUUUGGAAAACAAAACGGCUGUUUUUCGACUCAAACGGGGCAAUGAAACGCAUUAUGUAUCGUCUCUUACCACUGGAAAUUGUCUAUUUCAGAUUCAUAUAAAUACGCCAGAUUAUUGUGCAGAUAACAAUGCGAGAAAUUCAAUAAAUAUAAACGGUUUUUUUGAGCAUUCAUUUUACAAAACUCAUAUCAUAAGUGCCAGUAAUGAUGUUGAAUUAGAACAGUGGAUAAAUAAUUAUUAUUUUUCGCAAAAUAAUGUCUACUCUUUGGAUACUUUUAUGAGGCUAAACUUGGGCGAAAGAAUAAAUAUAACAAAUGAAAUGGAAAAUGAUAUUAUUAUUGAUAUCGAAUUGAGUUCACUGCCCGAAUUGCCACAAUUCGAUGGCAAUGCUAUUAAAAAGCAACUACAACAUUCGAUUGAGAUGAAAAAAAUGAUGGAUAUUAACCCAGGUGAUAUUUUGAAUGCUGAUGACUUAUUUAGUUGUAGGUCAAAUAACAUACCAGUUGACAAUAUAUUCCGUGAAUCAGUCGAUUAUGAAACAGAGCCAUUCGUUUCAAUAACUUACAAUACUUGUCAUGAAUAUAGUGAAAAUUACGGGAUAGAACUAAGUACUAAUAACUAUCAAUCUUAUUCGAGGACUCUGUUCAGUAAUUACGAUAAGCGAAAUAUAUUUAACGACAUAGUGAGACGUAAACAUUAUGGAGUUAACCGUAAAUAUCUGAACGUUAAUUAUUCGUGUUUGAAAAUAACUAUUUGUUCCCGAUUUGAAAGACACAGAUUAGAUAAUUUUUCAACAAAAAUGAUUAAAUUGGAUGAAAGGUCGAAAACAAUUAAAAAAUAUAAUAUUUUUGAAAACAAUGAUAUUGUAUUGUGGAUAACGAAAAAUAAUGAAACGCACUUGGUGGCAUACACUGAAAGAGGGGAAUGUAUAUUUCAGACAUUAGUAUAUUCCAUAUCUGAACUUUCCAAAGCACCUGAAGAUGCAGCUCUGUUAAAUUUCAUGAAUCCUCCUGUUCAUAAGGGCACAAUAAUAACAGCAAGUGAUAAUAAUGAUUUUAAAAUUUGGAUAAACGAUUUGCUCGAUGAUGAUCCAAGAGGACUUUUAAGCGUAAACGAAAAUGAAGACGUUAAAAAUUUAAUAUUAGACCAACUCGAAAAUCAAAUAUCUGAAAACACUACUUUAAUAAAUCUUUAUUUAGAUGAAAUAUAUUAAUAGUACAUUGCGUAACGAGUGAGCUAAGUGAGUCUUGAUACGGGAAGCACAAUGUUUUUACCAGUGACGAGUGCUAAGAACAUUCUGUUCGACGGAUAAUGACUUAGCCCACGUGCUAUGCACUAUACUUUAUUCAACAAAUGUCUGAUUUUUGCGAAUUAUUAUGUUAGUAAAGUAAACCCUAAAUCAGUUGAGGUUUAAUAUGAUUCUAUAUUUCUUGACUGCUCUCACCACUGAGUUUUUAUUUAUUUUAUAUUUUAUUUUGAUUAAUAAAAAAUAAUCAACGUAUUUAUUUAUAGACACCGAUAUGGAAGUAAUUAGAUUGACUGUAAUACUCAUUCAAAAUAUAUUGGGUAUCGAGGUUUUUUGCGCUUGUAAUAAUAGUAGAGUUUGUUUUUGAGAACAGUCGAUAAUGACUUUAGCGAAAUGUGUAAUCGGUAAACGGCCAUUAGGGUUUUACUAAAAAAUAAAAUAUAACGUGUAAAAUAUAUCUAU